Messenger RNA from Scheffersomyces amazonensis, 1327 nucleotides. RefSeq lists its product as uncharacterized. Gene Ontology annotation, cellular component: actin filament; cytoplasm. The record is from RefSeq and is a predicted model, not a curated record. The transcript has a single exon. Gene Ontology annotation, molecular function: actin filament binding; actin monomer binding. The coding region runs from base 152 to 1249 and encodes 365 amino acids. Gene Ontology annotation, biological process: barbed-end actin filament capping; actin filament depolymerization. NCBI's taxonomy places the organism in Eukaryota, Fungi, Ascomycota, Pichiomycetes, Serinales, Debaryomycetaceae.
AUACUUUAUAUAGUUUAAGCUACGGUGAUGGGUAUGUAUAUGGUAGCGCAGACCCUCCACUAGGGGCACCUCAAAAGGGGAAAGUAUCGAGAAUUGAUACUGAACCAGCACUAAGUCAAACAGUUCGUAACUCAAUUGACUUACAACUAAUAUGUCAACGCAAUCAGGAAUUACUGCCUCGGCAGAGUUAUUGGAAGCCUUCAAAUCAUUACAGUCUUCUGCUAAUCCAACCCCUUUAGUAGUAAAGAUUUCAAGUGAUAAUACUCAAUUAAUCCCUGAUUCAAAUUAUUCAUUAUCAACAUCUACAACUUUGGCAGAACGUUUCCAAAGUUUAAAUGAUCAUAUUAGUAAAGAAUUUCCUCAACCAAGUUAUAUUGUAGUACCUAAUAUCGAUACUAAUUUUAUAUUUAUAAGUUUUAUCCCUGAUACUGCCCCAAUUAGACAAAAGAUGCUUUAUGCUUCAACUAAGAAUACAUUAAUUAAUGCACUUGGAUCAAAUAAUUUCGGUAAAACAAAUACAUUUUCAUGGACUGAAUUAGAAGAAUUAAGUUAUGAACAUUAUCAAAGUUCAAUUGCUUCUCAAUUUACUAGUAAAGAAUCUUUAUUAAGUGAAGAUGAAAAAAUCUUAAAUCAAAUAAAUUCUUUACAAGAUUUAUCAUUAAAUAUUCAAGCUAAACCAUUAGCUUCAAUAAAUCAUCAUAAUAAUGAUGGAACAAAUAAGGAUAAAUUAUUAUAUAAUUUUGAUGAUAAAUUAAAUUCUGAGUUUAAUAAUUUAUCUUCAAAUACUAAUAAUUCUAAAUUAAUAACAUUUAAUAUUGAUUCAAAAACUGAACAAAUUAAAUUAACUUCAUCAUUUGAAAAUAUUUCUAUUGAUUCGUUAAUUUCAACUCUUGAAUCUCAAACUUCUACUGAUUUAAUUCAACCUCAAUUUAGUAUCUACAAUUAUUAUCAUAAUAAAUUUGCCUUUAUAUAUUCUUGUCCUUCUGGUUCAAAAGUUAAAGAUAGAAUGGUAUAUGCAUCAUCUAAAUUGGGUUUAAUUAAUUAUUUAAAUCAAAUAUUAUCUAAAGAUAAUUUAUCAAUUAAUAAAUCAUUAGAAGUAGGAGAUUUAAAAGAGUUGGAAUUGAGUGAAUUGGAAAUAGAAAGUGAAAUCUCAACUCCAAGUUCAAUAAAUUCAGGAUCAUCAAACUUUAGUAAUCCAAAUUCAAAUCGAUUAAAAUUUACAAAACCAAAGGGACCUCGUAGAAGAUGAUCAUUAUCUAAUUAUCUAUUUACUUCUAUGUAUAUGAAAAUGAAAAUGAAAAUAAAAAUAAAAAUAAAAAUAUUUUAC